CUUAAAUAAGACGUGGUGUCUUCACUACGGCUGGAUAUGGCGGCGCUGCUGAGAGGUCUACGUGCUGGAAGGGCACUUCGAGGGCUCGGUAGCGUGGUUGCUGCACCAACAGCAACAAGUCCUCACUGUAGCAACCUUAGAGCAGGCUUCCACUGUGCAGCAGCAAGACUUCAAGAUGACUCUAAAUCUGACAAAACCUUCACAUCUUCAUCCUCCUCCACCGCCUCAUCCACAACCUACCAUGAGCACUACCAAGCUCAAUCCCCUGAACAGGACACAGAAACGGCAGAGGAGGCUUCAAGGCCAAACACUAGUUAUCAAGACCAGAGUGGAGAGCAGGGAGAGGAGUAUGAGACCGAGGAACAACUGCAAGCCCGCAUCUUAACAGCUGCAUUGGCUUUUGUACCACAACAUGGAUGGUCAAUGGAAGCUAUUGCAUCCGGGGCAGAGACCGUAGGCCUUUCCUCAGCAUCGACUGGUAUGUUCUAUAAUGGGUCUGGGGACUUGGUUCUACAUUUCAUUGCCCAGUGCAAUUCACAAUUGACAGAGAUACUAGCUGAACAACACAACCAGAUCCAGCUGGGGCAGGCAGAACCAAAGAAGACUGCUGAGUUUCUAAGGGAUGCUGUGGAGACUAGAUUGAGAAUGUAUAUCCCCUACAUUGAAACAUGGCCACAGGCUAUGAGUAUUCUGCUCCUUCCUCACAACAUCUCCGAUAGCCUGAAGCACCUGUCCACCCUGGUAGAUGACAUCUGGUACUACGCUGGAGACCGGUCCACAGAUGUGAGUGGACCCUCUCACCCUAGAUCCCCCUCUUCUAUCCAUACCUUCCUCUCCCCCUUUCAUCACCAUCCCAGCAAUAUCCGUCCUGCAUCUGCCCAGCAGGUACAGUUGUCACUCAUGGGUGCUUCUCCCUUUUCUAAGUUGAACUGGUACACUAAACGGGCAGCACUGACAGGCAUCUUCAACACCACAGAGCUGGUGAUGGUUCAGGAUUCCUCCCCAGACUUCCAGGAUACCUGGAAUUUCCUUGACAACCGCAUUCAGGAUGUAGUCAACAUGGCUGGCACAGCAAAGCAGGUGCAAUCAACCGGCGAAGCAGUGGUGCAAGGACUUAUGGGAGCUGCAGUGACACUGAGGAAUCUCACAGGAAUGAACCAGAGACGAUGAUCCCUCUUGGUCACACUAAUGCUGACCCAUCAUCUUGUGUGACAAUCCUAAUAAUCAGUUUUUCCUGUGUUCACCGGUGCUCAAGCAUUUCUCUUAUCCUUGAUGUUGUAUGGGGCUUACUGUCAUAUUUUGUUGUUUUUCAUCAGGACAUGGACAAAAUAGUGUGCCAAUGGUUUGUCUUUUUAUUGAGUGGCAUAACCAGUGAUUGUUUCUUAAACUUCACAUCACAAACCUUCACUUUCCCUUCCAUUUUUUCCUUUGUAUAAAUGGAUAUCAUCUACAUACGUUUGUUUGUUGUUGGCUCAGUUUCAACCUUAUUAAACAGGUCAUUAC
This is a messenger RNA of Lampris incognitus (smalleye Pacific opah), 1503 nucleotides long. It is a transcript of the gene coq9, whose product is annotated as coenzyme Q9 homolog (S. cerevisiae). Gene Ontology annotation, cellular component: mitochondrial inner membrane. Lineage: Eukaryota; Metazoa; Chordata; Actinopteri; Lampriformes; Lampridae. The record is from RefSeq and is a predicted model, not a curated record. The transcript is spliced from 9 exons. Gene Ontology annotation, molecular function: lipid binding. Gene Ontology annotation, biological process: ubiquinone biosynthetic process. The coding region runs from base 37 to 1170 and encodes 377 amino acids.